UCACCGCCCAGAAAAAGUCCCUUAGUGACUACGUCAUGUGGGAAGUAACCCGGAAGAGCGAGCGAAAACAUCUGAGGGGAGGCUGUGCAGAGCCCGAGUGGUGUGCCAGGUACACAGAGCUGACUUCACCCAGGAGCUGAAUUCCAUUGCACUGGACAGAAGCAAAGAGUGUUCCCUAAGAUAUGACUGAUCUGUGAUAAUCUGACAACCACACACCAAAUUCAUCUUUAUUUUUUUUAAUCAGCUUGGUAACCUGAAGGAACUGUGUGCAGUGAAUGAGCGCCCGAGGGCAGACGGGGGAAAUGGUUCAAACAAAGGAUGGCCCUGAGGAUGGGUCUCUGGGAAAAACGGACACUCUCCCACCUGAAGUAUCCAGUCCUGAGGCCUAUCAGCGCUUGUGGAUUGAAAACCAGGACUUGAGAAUGGCCUUGGAACAGAGUAAUGCAAUGUUGCGGAAAAGUCACAGCGAGAUGGUUGAGUUUCAAACUACGCAAAGGAGAGAGAGGGCAUUCGUUGCAUACAAGUUCAACGAGGCGAAAAUCCUUGUACAAAGGCUGACAAAUGAACGGGAUUCUCUGCACGUUCAACUUGAAGCAGCUAAAAAGCAGCUGUCUGAGGUGACAUCUAGGGAUGAACAAAUUGCAACAACUGACGGAACUGCUAUGGAGGAACAGGUCUGUCCCCAGAUUGCUCAGAAGAAAGCCUUUGAAGAGGCUAACAGCCCUGGGAGCUCUCUGUCCUCCUCCUGUGAAACGCUAACCCCCAGUAUGUGUGAAUCCAUCAAAGAGUCAGCACGACAUCACCAGGGGCCACCCCGAGCUGAGCAGGGUGAUCUCUUAAAGGAAAGUGAAAAGAAUCGACUGUCUGGGCUGCCAACUAAAGACUGGGUCAGGAUUCGGGAGGAACCCGCUGCCCGGAAGGCGGUUACAGAAAUAGAAGUCCUGCAAGGUACAAAUGAAUGGUCUACAGCACAGGAGCAGGAUCUGCAAAAGAAGCUCCAGGAGGCAGAGAGCCGGAAUGUUCAGGUGCAGGAAAAAAUUACAGAGCUGCAGCUGGAGGUGUCAGGCCUGAAGGACCAGCUGAAAGAGAAAGGAGUCGAAGCUCAAAGACAGCUCCAGCUAUUGGCUGAGGAGAAGGCUUCUGUCAAGGCUCAGGUGACAUCUUUACUAGGAGAGUUGCAUGAGAGUCAGACGAGCCUGGAGUCCUCGCAGCAGGAGCUGAAGAAGGUGGAAGGGAGCCUGUGGAAAUUGAGAGAGCAGCAGCGAGAGUGGGAGAUGCAGAUGAAGCAGCAUGUGACACAGCUGGACCAGCGGCGGAUGCAGGUGCAGAGCCUAGAGACGGCACUGAAGGUGGAGCGUCAGAAUGCCAGUGAGGAGAUGAGGAAGCUGGCCCAACUUCAGGCUGCAUACCACAAGCUGUUUCAAGAAUAUGAUGCUCACAUCAAGAAUGGCCUUCAUCAAGAAAAGCUCAUGAAGAACGUGGAUCUCCAGCUGCAAGACCUAAAGCAACAGCUGCAGGAGGCCGAAGAGGCUCUGGUAGCCAAACAAGAACUCAUAGACAAACUCAAGAUUGACAAAGAUGAGCAGAAGAGCCUGAAAGAGACAAUUGGUGUACUCAAAGCCCAGGCUGAUAUUUUUUGCGCAGACUUCCAGGCAGAAAGGCAGGCGAGGGAGCGGCUUCAUGCAGAAAAGGAGCAGCUACAGGAACAACUGGAGGAAUUUAAGAAAGAAAGGUCGAGGAUGGAAGACAUGAGGAACAGGCAUGUGGAUAACGCACGACCAAACCAACCAUCCCUCUACCCUCUGCCAUACUCUAAUGUGCCAGCGCCUUCUUUCCAUCCUGUAGUAGAACCUCAGGAAUUUCGCUGCCCCAAGUGUCAGUACAAAGCCCCAGAUAUGGACACAUUGCAGAUCCAUGUCAUGGAUUGCAUACAAUAACCACACAACACUAAGGACUGCUCAGCCUGCUGCCUUAGGCUCCAUAGACCUCAGCGUGCUGAAGACUGCAGAUCGCAGCACCCGUUGGAAAUGAAGAUCUGCUCCUGAUUGUGAAUGCACGGUACCUGUGGCAGGAUUUGUAUUUCACCACAGCGCAUCUUGGUAUUGCUUUGUGAAAGAUUCCUUGGCCUGUUAUGUGGUGUGCACUGGAGUUCUCUAUUCUGACAAGCCUAGUUAUUGAAGGAUGAUUAACAAAAUAUGCUGUUCCAGCUACUUAUGUUUGGGGGUUCUCCCCCUUUUAUUACUGUAAAUAUUCUACUACUUUAAGAAUGUAUAUAAUAUAUAUAUUUUAGAGAAAGAGAUUGAUGGUGUUUUUGGAACAUUGGAGUUUUGCCGGCACCCUGGAGGAUGACCAAGGACAGUGCUCGCUAGUUGAAAUUGUUAUACAACAGUGUCAAGUCAAAUAUACUUGUUUAGCAAUUUACGGUCAUAAAAACGGUGGCCCAGAAGUCAUGAAGCAUCUAAUGGCCAAUAGAAACAAUCGGAUUUUGUUUCAAGCACUAGAUAAAUUGCAGGCAGAACCGGCUUGGUUGCUACAAGUAACAGAGUUCUGUUUUCAUAGGCCGGGUCCCAUUAUCAGACUUGGUUCUGGCAUACUGGUGUCUUCCUGUCUCAAUAAAACACAGCUGCUUUUAAAAGAUUUUGCUUUAAAAAA
This is a messenger RNA of Rana temporaria (common frog), 2652 nucleotides long. It is a transcript of the gene IKBKG, whose product is annotated as inhibitor of nuclear factor kappa B kinase regulatory subunit gamma. The transcript has 16 exons. The record is from RefSeq and is a predicted model, not a curated record. The coding region runs from base 276 to 1937 and encodes 553 amino acids. NCBI's taxonomy places the organism in Eukaryota, Metazoa, Chordata, Amphibia, Anura, Ranidae. Gene Ontology annotation, cellular component: nucleus; cytoplasm; IkappaB kinase complex. Gene Ontology annotation, biological process: positive regulation of canonical NF-kappaB signal transduction. Gene Ontology annotation, molecular function: K63-linked polyubiquitin modification-dependent protein binding.